Molecule: messenger RNA, 9405 nt
Organism: Dreissena polymorpha
Lineage: Eukaryota; Metazoa; Mollusca; Bivalvia; Myida; Dreissenidae
Product: zinc transporter 1-like
Exons: 9
Coding region: 228-1499 (423 amino acids)
Biological process (GO): zinc ion transmembrane transport; detoxification of zinc ion; intracellular zinc ion homeostasis
Cellular component (GO): membrane
Molecular function (GO): zinc ion transmembrane transporter activity
Source: RefSeq, a predicted model, not a curated record
CGCCCCUGCCUAAUUCUUGACCUAAUUUGAUGACAUGUGCACUCGGCUAACUUAAGCCUUCGUUGACUCUUUAGAGAACAAAAUUCAUAAUUAUCGUGCCGAGUGCAAUAUAAGAAGAACCGGGUGCAAUCACUAUGAGAUUAAAUUUGAGAAGUCACAUUGGAUAUUAAGGUGAAUGUUAUAGUUAAUAAAAAGACAACAGUUAACACCAACAAGAAGAACAAAGGAUGGGAAAGUACAGCGGGAAGACAUGUCGUCUGCUGACAAUGCUGGCCCUCACUGGGGGUUUCUUCCUUGUUGAGAUCAUCGUGGGGUACAUGACAAACUCAAUCGCCCUUGUUGCUGACUCCUUUCACAUGCUGUCAGACGUGGUGGCGCUCAUUGUGGGAUUUGCAUCAGUGCGGAUAUCAAAAUGGCAUACCCAAAAGAACACGUACGGUUGGGCGCGGGCGGAGGUACUGGGGGCACUUGUGAACUCUGUGUUCCUGAUAGCGCUGUGCUUCUCUAUCUUGGUUGAGGGCCUCAAGAGGCUGGUCGAGGUGGAGAAGAUUGAAAACCCCACCCUGCUGCUGAUUGUCGGGGCCGCAGGGCUUGGGGUGAACCUCAUCGGGCUGGCACUCUUCUGUCAGCAUGGAGGUCAUGGCCACAGCCAUGGUGGUGGAGGUCAUGGUCACAGCCAUGAUGGCAAGAAGGCUACACCAAACCAUUCCAACCACUCCCAUGAUGUCAUGGUGAAGGAGAGUCAGGCCCUUGUAGAAAUAAGGAGGGCCACCAACGGCACAGCUACACAUCACGAUCACCACAGUGAAUCUGAGUCUGAUGACACAGUGGUUGAGUUGGAUCAGGAUAGUAGUAAAAUGCCAUCCAGUUCCCAGAUGAACAUGCGUGCAGUGUUCCUGCAUGUGCUAGGUGAUGCCCUUGGCUCUGUGAUUGUCAUAAUCAGUGCUCUAGUCAUCAAGUUUGUUGACCAGGAUUGGGUCUACUAUAUCGACCCUUCCAUGAGUUUGAUGCUGGUAGCAAUCAUUCUGUCUACAACCAUUCCUUUACUUAAACAAUCUGCAAUGAUAUUACUACAAACUGUACCAGCACAUAUACGUGUCAAAGAGAUUAAGGAAGAAAUUGAACAAAUGGAGGGUAUUGAGGCUGUACAUGAGUUCCACAUAUGGCAGCUGACAGGAAACCGAGUGAUAGCCUCCGCUCACAUUCAGUGCCACAACCUGCAUGAGUACAUGAAGAUUGCUGAGAAGAUUAAGAAGCUCUUCCAUAACAAAGGCAUACAUUCCACCACCAUUCAGCCAGAGUUUUCUGAGAAUUGGGAUACAGCUGACUGUGCCUUGGCAUGUGGACCAGAAAAGAACUGCUACCCAGACACAUGCUGCCCUCCCCUUAAGAAAGCUGCCCCACCGCAGACCAGUAUAUCCAGUAGCAGCCAGCCUACACCAGCAGCCACGUUGUCAGAUGAGCAAGUUGUGGCAGCAAGCAGCCACUCCACAGAGUAGCCUAGAGAGAGAGAGAGAGGGAGAGAGCAGCUUGGUGCUAAACAUCAUGGCGCUAAUACAAAGCCCAGUUUAGCCAGCCAAAAUGUGACUAAUACAAAGCCGUGUAUAGUUAGCCAUGAGACAAACACAAAGCCCACUAAAGCUUGGCAACAGUGACAAACACAAAGCCAUGUAUAGUACAUGAAGCUAUCAUUUACCUGAUGCUUGCAAAUUCUAUUAGCUUAAAUUAAGCCGCAUUCUGGGAAAUAGGGGCGUAAAGCUUGUGCUUAAAGUGUCGUCCCAAAUAAGCCUGUGCUAGUAUCGUCUCGGAUAAGCCUCCGCAUUUUUCGCACAUGCAAUAAGCCUUGUUUUACCAGAACAAGACUCAAUUACAUGCUGAAAAUAACUUUGUGUUGUGUAUUCCUUCUUGGUUGACUUUGAUCACAUUUCUUCAUGAGAUAAAUGACAACACAACAGUUAUUUGUAGGGAGUUUCUUUUACUUGAUGAACUCUAUUCCCUAACAAAAUUUAAUGUUUUAAUCAGAAUUAAAGUUUAAUAUAUUCAUGCAUUAAGGUCAGUGUUGGGUAAAUGAUGGUGAACAUGAUUUGAGGAAAGUGGAAGUCUCUUAAAAACUUUGUAAUGGCCAGUUGGCCAGUAUUUAAUGAUCAUUAUUCUAAUUCCCCGAUAAGUUCUUCAGGGUUUGAAUGCAACAAAACACACUAUUUUUUAUCAUGCAGUUUUUUGUUUAUUAUAGAUUUGUUUAUUGUGUGUUUUAGCAAUGUUGAGUUAAAGAUAUAUUUUAGCAAUGUUGAGUUAAAGAUUACGGGUGACUUCCUGAUGAACUUACCGAUGCCUGAGCCAUGUCUAAAUCUAGAACUGAAUAACUGAAUCUAUGAUCUUUAAUUAUUGAUAUUGUUUUUAUGCCCCCCUUCGAAGAAGAGGGGGUAUAUUGCUUUGCACAUGUCGGUCCGUCCACCAGGUGGUUUCCGGAUGAUAACUCAAGAAUGCUUGGGGCUAGGAUCAUGAAACUUCAUAGGUACAUUGAUCAUGACUUGCAGAUGACCCCUAUUGAUUUUGAGGUCACUAGGUCAAAGGUCAAGGUCACUGUGACCCGAAAUAGUAAAAUGGUUUCCGGAUGAUAACUCAAGAAUGCAUACGCCUAGGAUCAUGAAACUUCAUGAGUAGAUUGAUCAUGACUCGCAGAUGACCCCUAUUGAUUUUGAGGUCACUAGGUCAAAGGUCAAGGUCACGGUGACCCGAGAUAGUAAAAUGGUUUCCGGAUGAUAACUCAAGAACGCAUACGCCUAGGAUCAUAAAACUUCAUGGGUAGAUUGAUAAUGACUGGCAGAUGACCCCUAUUGAUUUUGAGGUCACUAGGUCAAAGGUCAAAGUCACGUUGACCCGAAAUAGUAAAAUGGUUUCCGGAUGAUAACUCAAGAACGCAUACGCCUAGCGUCAUGAAAUUUCAUCGGUAGAUUGAUCAUGACUCGCAGAUGACCCCUAUUGAUUUUGAGGUCACAAGGUCAAAGGUCAAGGUCACGGUGACCCGAAAUAGUAAAAUGAUUUUUGGAUGAUAACUCAAGAACGCUUUUGCCUAGGAUCAUGACACUUCAUAGGUACAUUGAUCAUGACUUGCAGAUGACCCCUAUUGAUUUUCAGGUCAUUAGAUCAAAGGUCAAGGUCACAGUGACAAAAAUAGUAUUCACACAAUGGCUGCCACUACAAUGGACAGCCCAUAUGGGGGGAAUGCAUGUUUUACAAACAGCCCUUGUUUAUUCCUGUUUUGAGUUUGGUCAUUGAAUUAUACUAUUUUCAUUUUAUACCUGCAUAAACCAAUCAUAUAUGCUUAAGGGAGGAAGUGUUGGACUAUAAACGAUUUCAAUAAUAAUUUAAAGAGAAAAAUACUAGCAUUAUGUACAUUAUAAUUGUCCAUUAUGGGUAAAAUAAUGUUGUGAACACUAAAUAUUGUCUCAGAAAAAACGAAUAUUUUUAAUGUUGUUUACUUACAAAAAUUACAGAAGUAUCAAUUUAUUACACAAUACAUUAUAUUAUGACCAAUGUUUUUUUUUCUGGAAAAUCUGUUACUCAAAAGAUUACCAUGUAACUUCUUAGACUUGAGCAUCCAUUACUUACAAACUUCAAGAAAUGCCAACAAAUAUUGUAGUCCCAGCACAAUGAUAAAAAAUUUCCAUAAUAAAGGAUAUCUUUUGCUGGAGAAAUGUAUAUCAUACAUUAAUUAAAGAUUAAUUUACAGUAUGUGUAGAUUUCUAAUCCUAUGCAUUAUUUACCCUCCAUAACUUAAAAUUAUUCACAGAAAGACUGGGUGGGAUAACGACGUAGAAAUACUACCAACUGACCAAUCAUCUAAAAUGUGGUUAUCUGAGAAUAGCAGUCACUUGUCGACAACUGUCAGUUUGGCACUUUUCCUUGACUGACCGCUGUUGUCAGUUUUUACUGUACAUUGAAAUAUAAAUUGAAUGUUUUAUUAAUAAGUUUAUUUUAGAACAAACAUGUUUUGACAGAAACUAAAUAUCAGGUUGUAUGUUCCAUAUGUGUAGUAUUGGCAGGGAUUGUACAUAUUGAUAUUGUUUUGUCUUGUUGUUGCUGCAAAAUGUUGUUGAUGUAUUUUUCUCUGUUUUUGAAAUUGUCUUUUAAUUGAUUUUAUGUAUGUAAAUUUAAGGUAAAUGCUUAAUGCUCUGUUUCUUUGCCAUACAUUUAUUACAAUUAAAGCCACACACCUUGAAAUGAAAUACAUGGCAUAGUAAAUUUAAGUAUAAAUAAGAAAAAUAUUUUAUCUAUGCCAAUUAGAAUAUAUCUGGUGGUUACAAAGUAGAAAUCCAUCUCUUUUGGGCUUUAAAACUUAAAAAUAAUCGCGUUUGUCGAAAAAGGACGCAUACGUCUAGAAAUUCUACUUUCGGUUUCAAAAGCUGUACCGUUUGAAAAUAAUAAAUUACUUGCUAACUAGGCUAUAGAUUUAAUUUUAUCUAUCUCAAUUGGAAUAUAUCUGGUGGUUACAAGGUAGAAAUCCGUCUUUUUAGCGCUUUAAAACUUAAAAAAUAAUCUCGUUUGUCGAAAUGGAUGUUUACGUAUAGAACACUUUCAAAUUGCAUCUAUAUGUAUUGAUUAACAUGUACUUCAUUUCAAGGUGUGUGGCUUUAACAAUUAUCAGUUUAUUUUCCAUAAUAGCAAAGUCAUUUUUUAAAGUACAAAGUACAUUACAAUUGUAGUGUGAUGCAACUAUGAUGCAAAGUCAAAUGUGUUUAAUUAUAAAUUGUUAACUUGUAUAAUAAUAGAAAAUUUAUCAAUAUUUAUAAAUAGGUAAUAUAAAAAUGUUUAGUUUUAUAAAUAUCAUACAUUAAAUAUCUUUGUAAUGUAGGCUAUAUGGUAUGGUAAUUUUGUAGGUCAAACAUUACGCAAGAGAAUAUGUUUUUCACUCAAUUGAAUGAUCAAGACUGCAGUGUACAUAAAUAUGAAAUGUGAAUAAUUCUAAAUGGUUGUAGCUUAUCAGAGGACAGGGGACAAAAUUAAGUUCACUGAGCAGUGGUGGUUCAUUAUCCUUAUCCAUUUAUUUCUGAUAAUUCUGAUAAAGUUUACAAAAAUUAGCUAAAUUAAUUUCUCUUGGAUGAUCCCCUGUCAAAUUCCUUCAUGGAAGGGAAUGUUAUUUAUUUUUAUGUCCCCCACUAUAGUAGUGGGGGACAUAUUGUUUUUGCCCUGUCUGUUGGUUGGUUGGUUGGUUGGUUGGUUGGUUGGUUGGUCUGUUGGUUGGUUGGUCUGUUUGCGCCAACUUUAACAUUUUGCAAUAACUUUUGCUAUAUUGAAUAUAGCAACUUGAUAUUUGGCAUGCAUGUGUAUCUCAUGGAGCUGCACAUUUUGAGUGGUGAAAGGUCACGGUCAAGGUCAUCCUUCAAGGUCAGAGGUCAAAUAUAUGUGGCCCAAAUCGCUUAUUUUAUAAAUACUUUUGCAAUAUUGAAGAUAGCAACUUGAUAUUUGGCAUGCAUGUGCAUCUCAUGGAGCUGCACAUUUUGAGUGGUGAAAUGUCAAGGUCAAGGUCAUCCUUCAAGGUCAGAGGUCAAAUAUAUGUGGCCCAAAUCGCUUAUUUUAUGAAUACUUUUGCAAUAUUGAAGAUAGCAACUUGAUAUUUGGCAUGCAUGUGUAUCUCGUGGAGCUGCACAUUUUGAGUGGUGAAAGGUCAAGGUCAUCCUUCACAAGGUCAAGGUCAUCCUACAAGGUCAAACAUCAUAUUGCAUGUGUAUCUCAUGGAGCUGCACAUUUUGAGUGGUGAUAGGUCAAGGUCAUCCUUCACAAGGUCAAGGUCAUCCUACAAGGUCAAACAUCAUAUAGGGGGACAUUGUGUUUCACAAACACAUCUUGUUUAACACUGUUAAUUCUCUCUUUUUGCAAAGCAUAAUACAUGUUAAUAACUUAUUUCUACAUUUUAAUUGAGUUCUUUAAACCAGAACUUUCUGUUAUUAAUUUUAUAGUUUAUAGUUAUAUCUUUGGGUUUAUAACUUUAUGUUUUUAGGCCUCUGCCAUAAAAUGGCGAAAGUCUGGAUAGUGUUACCCAUAUCCGUGUGUGUUAGAGGGGAAUAUCAUGUUCGCGGUAUAACUUUGUUGUUCUUAAUGGGAUUGUAUAUUACAUUGGCACAAAGGAUGAAGGACCAUAUCAUAUCAAGUGAAAGUGUCCCGCGCAAAACCAUGUCGCUAAGGACAAGAUGGAUGCUUGAAGAAAGUGAAAGUACACAUUGAUGUCAAGGCUUUUACCUUGUCCUGUAUUAUGGCAAUUCAAAAAUAAUAUAUGGCACAAAUGAUAAUCAUAUUAAGAUGAGUCUGUGAAAAAUUAUUAUGUUGCUCUCUUAAAGAUCAAGGUCAUAGUAGACACUUGGAAUUUUUUAUUUUUCUUCAUAUUGAUGAAGUAAAUCUACAUGUUAAUGUUCAACCAGUCAAAUUGUCCAAUAUGAUGGGAUUUCAAAAUAAAACUUUAUAAUGCAUGACAUGAUUUCAAAUCAGUUGCCACAAAAUAUAUUCAUCUCAAGAUGAUCGUGUUGCCUGCUGCCACUAUAUUGCUGACGUUAAUGUUAAUGUCACAAUAACACAGUAUUAUGUGAAGUUGGAAUAAGACAUCAAUUUGGGAAUAAAUUUUGGUUUUGCAACAGUGCAUAAUACGCAGCUUUACAAGUUGUAUUUAUUGAGUUUUACAAAAUAUAAUUAAAAUAUAAGCAUGCAUAUAUAAUAACAUCAUUUAAAUUGAUUUUACUACAAAACUGGAUUAUUUUAUUGAUUUUUUAAAAAUCCUAAUAAAAUGAGACUGUGUCCAUGCGGAGCAUGAACACAGUUUAAAAAUGCAGUUAAAAUUAUUUUUUUAAAUCACUGUUAAUGAAAAAGUCAUAGAAAAUUGCUUAUUAAGCUUAUAGUAUAGAUAAAAUAGUACAAAAAUAAAUUCAGAUCAUGAAAUGAAUAGUUUUGUUUGAGAAAAUCACCAAAAUGAUGCCCAUUCCCAGUUUGAUGUCUUAUUCCCAAUUCACAUAAUACAGUGUUCAAUGUAAGUUUGAAGUUUAUGCAUUGUCCUUUUAUGGUAAUAUUGAUAGUAGAUGUUGGUUUAACUGUCAGGUCUAUUUCUUUAUUGCGCAUGAUGGAAACCUGAAUGCUUAUGUCAAGACGUUUUGUGGCAUGCAAAAACGAUGGCGCUCGCUAAAAGGUUAAUGUAAAAUAGGCUUUAUUUGAAACAACAGUUACAAAGGUACAUACAUGCUGUGUCAACAGUACAAAGUAUGUGUUUCACACAAUAACUAUUUCCGUGUCCAUAUAGCGGGUGCAACUGUGUCCAUUGGACACAUUUCUAGCUUUUGUUGAUUUUAUUAAAGCAUGGCUAUUGUGGUGCAUCAUUAUUUUAAUAUUUAUUUGUUUUGGAAAAAUUGAAAUCAUGCGACAAAUGAUUGUUUGACAAAAUAUAGUUUUAAUUGUAUAAUUUUGUGACAUUUGGAAAUUAAUUGCCAUGGUUGCUGCACACUUUUUUUGUUCAUUAGAAAAAUGAAUGACCAAAAAAGUGUCAGUCCAACCUUUUAUGCUCAAUACUAACUAUGAUCAGCUUAAAAAUUAUUGCCAAAUUAAAGAAUGGAAAAAUUAUGAUGGUCAAAUGUAGUAACAAUAUUUGAACUUGGGUUCAUGAUUUCGAAUGGCAUAACUAUGUAUCUGAUUCUUUUGAAUAUGUUUCGUUUGCUUCAAUCUGAAUUGUAUUACAAAGGGCGAUGUAUCAAAGCCCUUGAGGCACUUCAGUUAUUUGCUAUUGUGUAAACAGAGCCAGUCAGAGGUCAUUGUAGUUCUGCACUUUGGUUUAUAGUUGUAAACCCAUAUUUGAUAUUCAAAACUUAAAAUCAACAGAAGUGUGUUGAAGUAGUAUAUAUUUUGUGAAGCGACAACAUUUUGGUUGUACAAACAACAGCACAAUUCGGUCAGUUCCAUCAUCAUUAUCAUAGUUGGCGUCAUCACCAUCAUUGUAAUUGUUAUAAUUCAACAUAAUAAUCACAAUCAUCAUUAUUUUAAAAAUUAUCAAGUUCCCCAUCCUCAUAUUUUCAACGUUCUAAACCUUACCAGUGAUGGUAAAAUACGGUGUUGAUGAUUAUACAAGUACGUCUUAGUAGGGUUGGUGUUUUUGUUGUUAAUGAUAACGGUGAUGUUCAUCGGCUGAUGAUAGUGAUUGUGAAUAAGAUAUAAAUAAAAAAAAACGAAUUGUGCGUUCAUAUUUCCGAUUUAUAUUUUGUGAUGUAUAUUUUAAUACUGGUUUAAAUUAAUCAGGCCUAAGAUGCAGCAUUUUUAGCAAAACUAUUUCAGAUUUUCACAUAGACUAUGUAUCAACUCGACUUGUUGUUCUUAGCCUGUGCGUUAUUAUUGCAGAAUAACAUGUAUUUAUUUCCCUUUUAGAUGUAAGUUUGCAUGUGCCGUCUUAAAAUAUGUUUUAAAAGUGCAGGUUUUAUAUAAAAUUGUAUAAUUCAAACUGUAUUUUGUUAUGUGUGUGAUUGAUGAUUUUGAUUUUUAUGAUGCUCUAAUAUUAUUUUAUGCUGCUUCUGCAGCUGAAAAUUUGCUUUGUUUUUGUUAGGAGACAUCGUCUAUAACUUUUCAUAUGAUUAAAAUGCUAUUAGUUGCCUGUAUAAUGUGCUUGUAAAAUGUGAGUAAAUCUUAUUAAUCUGUGAAUAGUCUGUUACACAUCCUUAUAAACAACACCAGUUGAGAGGGAUGGCUGAUAUUAAUCUGAACAGUUAUGGGAGGUAAUCGCUGACAGUUAUUUGUGUGUAUGCCAGAGUUUAUUUACCGGUCAUCGCUGAGUCUUCACAACUACCUUAUGUCCUGACCUGACUUAUAAUUGUUUGAUUUUACCUGAUCAAUUUAUAGGCCCAGAUUUGUAUUUACUACCUAUGUUGUGCGCAAAAAUACCAUGUGACUGGUGUAACUAUUUUAAUUAUGCAUAAAUGUACUUUUCACACAUGUAUGCAUUUUUAUUUGUUCAUUUUCUGUUUAUUGACUGUUUUCCUAUUUAGGACCCUUUAUAAAUUAUUUCAUCGAACGUAUUAAUCCACAGUGUAUGUCAAUGUGUGAAUGAAUGUAGUUAAAACUGAAAUGUCUGACAUAAAUGAUUAUAAAGUACUUCUAUGUCUUGUGAAUCGUAGUGAUUUCUCGCUACAGACAAAUUUUCUGUGAAAUAUCGUUAUUCGCAAGCAAACAACAUAAUUUGGACAAAAACAUUUUUAAGUAAUGCUACAUAUCGGCAUGUAUGGUAUUGUUAAUUGCCCUAUUCAAUUACUUAAGUGAUAUAUUAUUGUUAGUUUACCUGUAUUACGGUACAUUGAACGAUUGGUUCAGUUCAUUUCGUACAGAUGAUGUUCAUUGAGUGUUGCAUGAGCUGUGAAUCAAAUAUAAACACUGACAAAUUAA